AUGGAGACGAGUACCCACAGAGACAAUGACGUCAGCAGUCCUGAACCUGAACAGAUGAGGAAGAGCGAUUUCAGUUUCUUUCUGCGUAUUUAUGAGAACAGAACAAAGCACAACCAGGAGGUUCAGGAGAAACACACAGUGGGUUUGGGCUCGGACAGUUUCCAGGCUCUGUCUUCUGCAGAUCCUGGAUCAGACCUGCUUGGCGCCGUCUCCUCCCCUGUCUCACCUGAAACAGGUGCUGCACUAAAUCCCAUCCCUCAAGGCGACUGGCCCCGCCCAUCGCCAGCAGUCACUGUGACCACAGAAACAAACAUUCCUCCUCCUCCUCCUGCGGCUGGCCCAGCCCCCUCUGAUCCAGCUGCUGACACCUGGGUGACAUCACAGCUGCCAGCUCCGCCCUCAGCGACGCGUCACCGUCAGCUGAUCAUCGUGGAGCGGCGAGGUCAGACACCUGAACGCGUGGUGAUCGUGAUGGGCCAGUCAGAGGGCAGAGAGGUGUUUGUCGUCCCGUCCAUUCAGCUCUCAGGGUCCCAGCUGGCUGUGAUCGGUCCAGCAGGUAGCUGUACUGGGAGGAUUGUGAUUGGAGGGGAAGACGACGAUGUCAUCAGACCUCUCAGUCUGGAUGUUUCCGCUCAGCUGAAGCCGCUGCCCUCCAGCGCCCCCAGCUGGGCUCUGAGACUGCUUGACGCUCAGAAGUUGGGAGAUUCCUACAGAGGUUUCUGCUGGUCGGAGGCGGAGCUGGAGGCCAUCCUGUUGCUCCACAAGCAGCAGACCGGUUGCGUCUCCGGGACUCGUCAGUCGUCUGUGGACAAACCAGCAACCAGACUGAUGUGGAGGUCUCAGUACGUGCCCUAUGACGGCAUCCCAUUCGUCAAUACAGGCAGCAGAGCGGUUGUGAUGGAGUGUCAGUUCGGACCUCGCAGGAAAGGACUGCAGUCAAACAAGAGCUCCGAACACACCGCUGAGCUCUCGUACAGAGCUACCUGUCCCGCCAUGAUCUACAUCAAGAAAGUUCGAAAGUUUCCAGAGUUCAGGGUCCUCACAGAGCCGACGGCAGACAGGAAGGUGGUGAGACAGGACCAGGAGAAGGCCUUUCAGAGUCUGAAGAACCAGAACCUGGAGGCAGGAGGGGUCAUCAGGUUUUACCUGCAGCUCCCCACAGAGAGGGCUCACCUGUACCACACCAUGGACACGCCCCCCAUCCCCCCGCCUCCCCCUGACCUCACCCCUCCCCCCACCCAGCCAGAGGAGGAGGAGGAGGAGAAAAUGAUGGAGGAGGCAGCAGAGCAGGUCCUUGUGCAGGACGGAGUCAUCCGGUCUCGCCUCCACCCGCAGGUGGCUGAGAGGAUCAGGCAGCUGGUGGCAGCGGGUCAUCAUCAAGUCUACAGCAUCCGCAAACAGCUCAGGAAUUUUGUGGAGAAGGAGCUCUUUAAAUGUGACGACCUCCCAGAGAGACACAACCUGAGAUACUUCCCCACCGUCAACGACAUCAAAAACCACAUCCAUGAGUCCCAGAGGGCCCUGGGUCUGAGCAGCAGCUCUGCUGAGUGGACAGAAGAGAGUAGACACCCUCUGAUGAAGACUGUCACACUGACACUGACUCCUGCAGGAGUGGACGGAAGCGACUCUUUGUCUCCUGAAGCUGUUCGGCUCUUCAGUUCUCUCUCUUCUCUGCAGCCCAAGAUCUUUGCUCAGCUGCAGGUCAGAAAACACUGA
Messenger RNA from Chelmon rostratus (copperband butterflyfish), 1716 nucleotides. RefSeq names its product calcium-responsive transcription factor-like. Gene Ontology annotation, molecular function: DNA-binding transcription factor activity, RNA polymerase II-specific; RNA polymerase II cis-regulatory region sequence-specific DNA binding. Lineage: Eukaryota; Metazoa; Chordata; Actinopteri; Chaetodontiformes; Chaetodontidae. The record is from RefSeq and is a predicted model, not a curated record. Gene Ontology annotation, biological process: regulation of transcription by RNA polymerase II. Gene Ontology annotation, cellular component: nucleus.